GCUCGAUAUCGAUAGUCGAUCUAGCAAAAUUGGCGAUCACCAAAAGAGAGUAUCAGAAAUUUAAGGUUAAGACCUUUCUUCACAUAUUUAGUAUUUAAAUGGUUAUUUCUCCAAGAAUUUUUGAAUUUCAUUGAAUUAUCGGAUAUUAUGAUGCUUUCAAGAGUACUUAUUUUUAUAUAAACAUUGGUACAUUCAUAAUUCUUUAAAAUACUUGGUUUUAGAACAAUGGAUUCAACAUCAUUACAGUUUACUGAUGAAUCAGAGCCGAGUUGCAGUGCUGUGUCUCUUGCAAUUAAAUCGAACAAUGACAUGCCAAACAACAUGGAGGCAAGAGCUGGUUCGGAUGAAGACUACCUGGAUAGCAACGAUGAAGAAAUCCUGCCAUUGGAGCAUGUCGAGGUGAAAACCGAAUUAAUUUCUGACUACGAAGAUGAAGCUGACUUUAAAGGCACAUCUGACUAUGGAGAUACAGCUGACUACCCGUCAUCCAACGACUUGGAAGAUUCCACCUCGUCACUUGCAGACCGCCCACACAACACGAAGGUGUUCGACUGCCCCAAAUGCUCAAAAUAUUUCUUCCAUAUUUCGGCAUUGAAACGCCACAUGAUCAUCCAUGCAAGCCUCAACGAAAAGAAACUCUACACCUGUGUAAUCUGUUUGAAAGAGUUUACACAUAUAAUAAGUUUGGAGUCGCAUGUGAAGGAAGCUCACCCGGGAAAGAAAGGGUUUCCGUGCCCGAUCUGUUCCAAGGGCCACUCUAGGCUAUCAGACAUGAAGAGACACAUAAAACUGCAUGAAGGACAUGACGGUAUAAAGUGUGAGAUGUGCGGCAAACAGUUUCCGCGCGAGUAUGACCUGAAACGUCACAUGUUGACGCACACGGGUGAGCGGCCGCACAAGUGCAAGGUGUGUUCGAAAUGUUUCGCCUCCUCCUACAACAUGAAAGUGCACAUGUUGUCGCACAACAAGGAGAAGCUGCAUCCGUGCAAAGUGUGCUCCGACGGAUUCCGCUAUGCGUCACACCUCAAGGAACACAUGUCGACGGCCCACCCUGACGAAGCCCCUUACAUUUGCGAAAAGUGUGGAGAAGGUUGCUCGGAUCCCCUCACCCUCAAAACCCACUUCGCGACACACGUGGACCCGAAACAGAGCUACGUAUGUAGUGUGUGUGGGAAGGGUUUCACGUACCCUUCAUACCUCAAAUGUCAUAUGUUGAGUCAUACUGGGGAAAAGCCUUUCGGGUGUGAAACUUGUGGAAAACGGUUUUUCCGGCGGCCACAGUUGAAGACACAUAUGUUGACUCACAAAGGCGAGAAUCCGAAUGUUUGUACGUUGUGCUCGAAAUCGUUCACGAGGAAUUCGUGUUUGAGGAGGCAUAUUUUGGUGCAGCAUACUGAGUUUCAGGCUCGGCCUCACAGUCCUAAUGAAGACUCCGCUAGCUGAAUUGAUAUAACUUUACAUUAAAACGACCUACAAAGUCAACAAACUUUAUAAAAAUUGUUGAAUGAAAAUUUAUUGUGGAUGUUUUUCAUAAUUGAGUUUUAUUUUGUCACAUCCACAUUUAUUAUGCAUUGAUACAAUUUUAAUUAAUAAAUAUGGAUGUAAUUGUAGGAAUCGUUCUGAAAAUUCCUCAUUCAGAUGCUUUAAUCUCAGUAAAUACAUUUGAAGUGGAACCCUACUGGAGGAGGUGGGGAAGGGGCUCUUAUUCCUACAAUUGCGGACAUUGAAAAUAAAUUUAGAUGUGAAAAAAUUGAACUGUGUUUUUUCAAUUCAACAAAAUUAAAAAAACGAUUUAUAUCAACAAUCUAUUAAAAUUAUGUACAUAAUUAUAUCAAUACAGUAUAUUGAUGUUUUAUAUAAAUAUUAAAAUGAGCUAGGCGUUCAAACUUAUUUUUAGUUGAAACACUGUUUUUUUACUGAGGACUCUACACAGGAAAGGAAACUUAUAUCAUGGAACUGUGGUAAUGUUUACAUAUUUUGAGCUUAUGUAACAUCAGAUUUAUUUCUUUGAUAUUGUAGAUCUAUUCGAGCAAAUAAAUUUGCAAGAAUCAAAUAAAUUUUAAAUUCACUAGUCUGAAUUCUUUCAUUAAUAUAAUUAUUCACUUUGAAAUUGUUACUCAUGAAUGUGUUACCGCUGGUUCGCAAUGCAUCGUUUCACACAUUUUACAAGAGCUGUAUUUUUACAAA
Molecule: messenger RNA, 2187 nt
Organism: Nilaparvata lugens (brown planthopper)
Lineage: Eukaryota; Metazoa; Arthropoda; Insecta; Hemiptera; Delphacidae
Product: gastrula zinc finger protein XlCGF28.1
Exons: 3
Coding region: 226-1443 (405 amino acids)
Biological process (GO): regulation of transcription by RNA polymerase II
Molecular function (GO): RNA polymerase II cis-regulatory region sequence-specific DNA binding; DNA-binding transcription factor activity, RNA polymerase II-specific
Source: RefSeq, a predicted model, not a curated record